GUUUUCAUGCAAGCCUCUUGGGCAACCGGCGGGCACAGAGGCUUAGUGGCAAAGUAUACGGUGCCCUUCCGAGUCCUUUCCGCUGGCUUCCAAAUCGGUCCAAGUCUGCUACUUCGAUUAUAUAACUGCCGUGGCCGGACUUUCCUCAAAUUCUGCUCUCCUCCCAGACUCUCAGGAACGUGGUCCGACAGGGAAACAGCCCACAUUUUCUUCCCUUCUCGCCCCUUCCUCGUUCUCACUUUCUCAGCAUCUCCUCCACCCUCCCACUAACUUCCACAAUGGGCUACUCUUCAGAAGAUAUCUCUGACCUCGACAAGGCCAAUAACAAAGCCAUGGAGGCCGGGGCCGAGAAGGGUGUCCCCCCUCACUAUGAUGGGGACUUGGUUGGUGAAAUGGAUGAGAGGGAAAGGGACAUCGUCGAGGAUGGUAUCCAUAAGUUCAGCCGUCUUGGUUGGAAGCGUCUCACCGUCGUGCUUAUCGUGGAGGCCGUUGCUCUCGGAAGUUUGUCCAUUCCUUCUAGUUUUGCGAAGCUUGGUAUGGUGGCUGGUGUCAUCUGUACCGUUGGCCUGGGUCUCGUCGCUGUCUAUACUAGUCACAUUAUCGGUCAAGUGAAAUUGAAGUUCCCACAUGUCGCUCACUACCCCGAUGCUGGCCAGCUUAUGUUUGGUCGCUUCGGUAAAGAACUGAUCAACAUUAUGCUCAUCUUGGAACUUCUCUUCCUUACCGGCUCGCAUUGUCUGACUGGUACGAUUGCAUUUGUGAACAUCACCAGCAGUGAUGUCUGCUCCGUUGUUUGGGGAGUCGUGUCUGCUGUGAUUCUGCUGCUCCUCGCAGUACCGCCAAGUUUCACCGAAAUGGCUAUUCUGGGUUACAUCGACUUCGUUUCGAUUAUUGUCGCAAUUGGCAUCACCAUCAUCGGCACUGGUGUCAAGAACACUCGGGAAAUUGGACUCUCCAAUGUCAAUUGGUCUGCCUGGCCACAGGAAGGCCUCACCUUCACCGAUGGUUUCAUUGCAAUCUCCAACAUUAUCUUCGCCUACAGUUUCGCUCUCUGCCAGUUCUCCUUCAUGGACGAAAUGCACACCCCUAAGGACUACGUCAAGUCUAUCUGGGCUUUGGGUAUUACCGAGAUUGUUAUCUACACCUUGACUGGUGCGCUGAUCUAUGCCUUCGUCGGGGUUGAUGUGGGUAGCCCCGCCCUGCUGUCCGCUGGCAAUUUGUUGAGCAAAGUGGCCUUCGGUAUUGCCCUUCCCGUUAUUUUCAUCAGUGGUUCUAUCAACACCGUCGUGCUGGGCCGCUUGGUUCACGGCCGCAUUUUCAAGAACUCUCCUAUCCGAUACAUCAACACCAAGAUGGGCUGGAUUACCUGGUUGGCCGUUAUCACUGUGGCUACCAUUGUCGCUUUCGUUAUCGCCGAGGUUAUCCCUUUCUUCAACGAUCUGCUGUCGAUUUGCUCGGCCCUCUUCGUCUCCGGCUUCACUUUCUACUUUCCGGCCCUGAUGUGGUUCAUUCUCAUUCGCGAGGGCAAAUGGAAUGAGCCUAAGAACCUUGCUCUGGGUGCUAUCAAUGUGAUCGUGUUACUCAUCGGUCUUGUCACGCUUGUUGGUGGCACCUACUCCAGUGUCGAUGACAUUAUCAAAAAUUACCGUGAGGGCAGCGUUAGAGGCGUCUUUUCAUGCAGUCCCCCAGCUUAAAUUUUUGACUUUCAGCUAGCUGCUAUCCCUUGCCGUCCCACGGCAGGCGGGCACUGUGGCUAAUCCAAUGAUAUAACCAGUAGCUUGGUAUUAUCAAUGGCGUUGUGGAUCCCUCCUCAUUUCUCUGCCUGUCAGCAGAAUCAUCAUGACAUGAGGACGAGGGGAAUUGCAAAGGCGUGAUUAAAUUUACGUAAUAGUUUCAAAUACCGCCUGCACCCCCUCUUUAUGGCCUUGAGAUACAAGCCAUAGGUUGGGUACUUCCCCAACACAGGCGCCAUGGGUUAGCCGAAGCCAUUCCUGCCGGUGAACGGCACACCCUGUACAGAUACCCGUCUUUUGUUUAUAGUCAUGUCGCGUUUUUAGCAUCAAUGUGUCUAUGUAUAUUUAUGAACGAUAGAACAUAUAUAAGAGGAAUCCUCUCAUUCAA
Messenger RNA from Aspergillus caelatus, 2121 nucleotides. RefSeq names its product putative amino acid transporter. Gene Ontology annotation, cellular component: vacuolar membrane. Bases 279 to 1694 code for a protein of 471 amino acids. The transcript has 2 exons. Lineage: Eukaryota; Fungi; Ascomycota; Eurotiomycetes; Eurotiales; Aspergillaceae. Gene Ontology annotation, molecular function: amino acid transmembrane transporter activity. Gene Ontology annotation, biological process: amino acid transmembrane transport. The record is from RefSeq and is a predicted model, not a curated record.